GAAGAUUUAUCUCACAUUCCAGUGUUGGUCUGUGCGCAAAUAAUAAAUUUCUAUCGACAUCAUUCUCAAUUAAUCUUUCGGUUCAUCUAUUGUUGAAAUUUCAACACCGACUUGCGCCACCUCCGCUGCGAACGACAACUGCGGAUCUACUCAUACCUCAUCGGAAUAAUAUCCAAACCAAGUUUCUGGGUUUUACCCUCGAUAUCCUUUGCGACUAAAAUCGACUGAAUCGGUGCUUGGCCCGCACUAAUAUUCGUAGAUUUUCCCCUCGCUUCUUCAUACUUCAAGAUGGAUCACACACGAGACCCUUGCCCUUGGGUCAUCCUAAAUGACUUUGGAGGUGCUUUCUCUAUGGGUGCAAUCGGUGGAACCAUAUGGCAUGGCAUCAAAGGUUUCCGGAAUAGUCCAAUGGGUGAGAGGAGAAUAGGAGCGAUCACAGCCAUAAAAGCAAGAGCACCGGUAUUAGGUGGAAAUUUCGGUGUAUGGGGUGGGUUGUUCUCUACAUUUGACUGCGCUGUUAAGGGAAUACGGAAGAAGGAGGAUCCUUAUAAUGCGAUUAUUGCCGGUUUCUUUACCGGUGGUGCUCUAGCUGUUCGAGGAGGAUAUAAGGCGGCACGUAAUGGCGCUAUCGGUUGCGCUGUGCUCUUGGCUGUCAUCGAAGGUGUCGGAAUAGGGUUCCAAAGAAUGCUUGCGAGCUCGACAAAAUUGGAGAUGCCACCUCCACCCGACGCAGAAAAGGCCCUGGCUUAGAUCCCACAAUAACGAACGCAACGAAAAGAAACAUUACCACUCAACUCAUUUCCGAUACACCUCUCGGUCGGUUCAUGUAUUUCAUAUGGGCAUUAGGCGAACUUUGCAUAACGGCACGGGUCAUCGGAGAAUGACAUGUAAAAUAAAGGAUAGCU
This is a messenger RNA of Annulohypoxylon maeteangense, 905 nucleotides long. RefSeq names its product mitochondrial inner membrane translocase subunit. Lineage: Eukaryota; Fungi; Ascomycota; Sordariomycetes; Xylariales; Hypoxylaceae. The coding region runs from base 289 to 750 and encodes 153 amino acids. Gene Ontology annotation, biological process: protein import into mitochondrial matrix. Gene Ontology annotation, cellular component: TIM23 mitochondrial import inner membrane translocase complex; mitochondrial inner membrane. The transcript has 5 exons. Gene Ontology annotation, molecular function: transmembrane protein transporter activity. The record is from RefSeq and is a predicted model, not a curated record.